AUGGCGAGGAAGGUGGUGCGGGCGGCGGGAUGGUGCCUGACCUGCCUGGACGCGCUGGAGGCGGCGGGCGACGCGGCCUCGCUGCGCGGCCCCUUCGCGGAUCUGGCCGCGGCGCUGCGGGGCCUGGGCGGCCUGACCGCGCGCGGGCCCGGGGGGCGCCUGGGCCGCGCCGGCCGCAUGCUGCGGCGCUGUGUCCCCGCGCUGCUCGCGGCCGCCCGUGGCCACCUCCGGCGUCCGCGCGACCCGCAGCUGGCGGCCUCCCGGGGCCACGUUUUCGCUCUGACCAGGCAGACGCUCGGCGAGCUCCUGGCGCGGCUGGAGCCCGGCGCCGCGGCCCCUGCGUCCAGUGCCCGGAGCGGCGCGCUCCCCCGGCGCCUGCGGCAGCUGCGCGAGCUCCUGGCGGCGCCCGGGCCCGGGCAGGCGCGCGAAGGCCCGCGGGACGCGCUCCUGGCCGCCGUGCUCUGGCCCUGCAUGCGCCUGGCCGCCUGCUCCGCGCCGCCCGACAGGCUGCGCCUGGUGGCCCUCUGCCGCCGGCUGCUGGAGCUGCGGGGCGCCGGCCGGCGCCUGGGCCGGAUCGAUGGGUCUCCGGGGACAGGCCUGGCGAGCCUGCCGCCGGGGCAGGAGUGCGCAGCGCUGCAGGCCGCGACUGAGGCCCUCGCCCAGGGAGUCCGCGCUGGGUUACUGCGCCAGAUCCUGGACACGUUCACCGACACGCAAAGUCCUCUUCAGAGGCUGGUCCAGGCCGCCUUGGCCGCUCCCCCUUUCAGCUCUCCGCGCGAUGCCGAGGGCCAGCCAAAGAGCCUCCAGCUUCUCCUUGCUGAUUUCCAGGACCAGGCCAAGCAGAUGCUCAGAGUGGCGCACUUAGUCUGGGUUUGCUGCUCCCGACAACAAACUGGCAAAGACGUCGAGGCCACCACGGCGGGCCUCUGGGAGCUUGUGGUCAGAGUGCAACAGCUUUUCUCGCAAAGCCCCGAAGGGUCUGGUCCGGACUGGAGCCCCGCCGCCCUGCAGGCCGUGCUUCAGGCGUGGGCCAGGGCAUCUGAAGGCCUACUGGCCUGUUUUGACGACGUUCUCAAUAUUCCUGAGUUCCUGGGUGUGUCCAUUCAGGAAAUGACCAAGCGCUUGGACUUCUUUACAUGGGCUUUGAGGAAGAGAGAUUCUAGAGAGUUUUCUCGACUCGUGGCAUAUUUACAGGGCCGAGCCACGCACAUAGGGCAGGUGAUGAGCAGGUAUGUGGACCAAGAUCGAGAUCCCAUUUUCCGGAAUGGCCUGAGAGUCUUGAUUCGGCAGCUGGAGGAAUCUUCCCUGGUCCUGGGUGCAGCUGCUGAGCGCUGUUCAGGUGGGCACAGCUCUCAGGACACAGAUGCGUUUUUAACCAUGGCAAAGCAUCUGAUCUGCUCAGCUCAGAGCAUCCGAGAGGGUCUGGAUGGGACUAACCACCCAGAUAUCCUCAGCCCCCUUCGACACCAAGUCCAAAGGUUUGAUAUUGCUAAGAGACAGCCUUAUUUUAUUCUCCCCAGCCUUCAGGACUCCAUAGUUUCUGAACUGAAACACCAAAGGGGCUCUGGGUUAGGGAAAAGUGAUCUAGGCACCUCCUAUCCGCCCAGGGACCAUCUUUCCAGUCCCUGGAUUCCUGGCACCCGUCCACAGAGGGGGGGCUCUCCACUUCCUGCCAUCAGCAAACUUGUCCUUGCUGUAGAGAGCCAGGCAGUGACUUCAGCUUGCAGCAGCCUGCAGGAUCAGGAUGCAGCUGUGGAUGCAGCUCAAGAGGCCUUGGCUAGGGAGGGACCACUGGGGUUGAAGAGGAUGACUGGACUCGAAGAAAUCUCAACACUGGUACCUUCUGCUAGUGACUUAGCAGGGGAGAUAGCACAUUGUACAACUGCUGGAACUGAUAGGCUUGUGGAAGUGGCUCUGCAACUGUCUGGCAGAACUAGGGAAACCAGGCAGGGUUUAGUAGCCAUGGCUGGUGACUGGUACCCUCUGUGUCAACAGCUAUUUUGCAACGACCCAGCAGCUGAUCUUCGAGAAAACAUGGCAGUGUUUGUGGAGCUUCAGCAGAAUUUAGCCUCAGUGGUUCAACUAGCAGCAAAAAGUGGGCCCAUGGAUUUGGGUAAAAAGGAUUCUGACUCGACUGGGCAUCCAGAAGCACUUUUACAAAUGCAAGGCAGACUGCAGGAGGCAGAGACCCACGCUAAACAGCUGUUGGACAAGAUUCUGGCCUCUGAUGGCCUCCAAGACCUCAAGUCAUGGGAGGAGAGCAUUGAGGAUGGGUGCCUUCUAUGGUCAGUGACUAUCCAAGACCUGCUCCAGUGCAUGGAGAGGCUCAGCGGGAGACAAGGCCUGUUCUUGUUCCUGCGACAAGCUGUGAAUGACCAGCAAGGGCUGCAGGAAGGGUUGGCUCAGGCAGCAGAUGUUUCUCGGAGGCUACAAGAGGCUGCCAGGCUGUCUUCCCUACUGUGUGGGGAGGAGAAAGUAAAGGGUGAAAUCUCCUUUCUGUGCAGGGAAGUUCAUGUGCUCACAGAAGCUCUGCUGGAUGUGGCACAGAUCCUGGCCUCCUCCCCCAAACCAUCACCCAGCCUGUCCACACGCUUUGAACUUCUCUACUUGGAGCUCACCCUUCGAGCCAAGGCCCUGACUGGCCAUCUCAGCAGCAUCAAUGCAGACUAUGAACAUGCCCUCCAAGCUGCCUUCUGCCCAAGACUUUCUGUCUGCAGAGACCCCCAGACCAGGCCAGAAAGCUCCCUGGAAAGAAUGGUGUCUGGUAUCCAAGCUGUGCAAGAAAUCGUGGCAGGAGGUCAGGAGUCUGGGCCCUGCCAGGAGAGUCUCCUUGUGGCGCUGGAGAGCAUUCUUGUCCUCACCAAGGAGGUAGCCCAGAGGGUCCCUGUGGUCCGAGAACACCCAGAGGAGUGGGGAAUGCACAUCCUGGACUGGCUUCAGUGGGAGUGGGCAGCUAAGGCCCACCAUGCUGUGACCCAGCUCCAGGCUUGGAAAGGUGGUCACACCAAGGCCUGGAGACUCCUGGCCCAGUGCUUGAAGCCCAGUAGUGAGACAGCAGUGAUGAAGCCCAGUGAUGAACAGGACCCUGUCCAGCGCCAGCUCCACCAUGCGGAGGGUGCAUCAGGAAUGGCUGCAGCGGGCAGUAUGGAUUCUCAGGGUGCUGCCCCAAGAGACACCCCAGGGAGCUCAGUGGGGACCUGCACUGCUGAUCCAGGCAUCGCUGGGACAAUCACAGCAGACCUGGGCACGCAGCAGCAGAGCGGCACCCCCGCCAGCGCCCCUGGCUGUCCAGCCUGGCUGCGCGCUGAUCUGGACCAGCCUCUGCCGGAGGACGGCAGCGCGGACAGUGGGAACAGAAUCACCCAGAUUACCCGGGAGAUGGCCAAGGAGGUGUUCCUAAUGGCCCAGAGUUUGAGGAGGAGAGGACGCAUCAUGGUACUUGGCCUUUGUAGGGGAGGAAGACAUUUCCUCUUCCCAAAUGUGCGUUCGUCUGGCUGGAGAAUGAAUUAAAUUCACAUGAGACAGAAUAGCAAGAGAAAAUUAAACAAAGCUUUAUGAGGAA
This is a messenger RNA of Equus caballus (horse), 3562 nucleotides long. The record is from RefSeq and is a predicted model, not a curated record. Lineage: Eukaryota; Metazoa; Chordata; Mammalia; Perissodactyla; Equidae.